UGGCCGGCUGGGGGAGGAGUUGCCUGCUAGGGCCCUUCCUUCUCGGGUUGCACCCGGGGCCCAGAGCGGCUGAACGCCCAGGGAAGAGCCCAGUCGACAAACAAACUCGCUGCUGGGAAGCCGGGAGAGAGAGACCAGCUGGAGAGGCUCAGACCCCAGGUGCUUGAGAGCUAGUCUGAGCAUUUGGAAGUCCCCAUGUCGUACCCCAGUGCUCCCCCGCCCUACGAUGACAAGAAUCCUCUCUACCCCCCGCAGCCUGGGGGCCACCCGCAGCCCGGAGCCUAUCCCGGGGGCUACCCACAACCUGCACCCUAUCCUGGGAGCUACCCACAGCCCGGAGGGUAUCCUGGGGGCUACCCUCAGCCAGGAGGAUAUACCCAACCAGGAGUCCCGUUACCCCCCAUGUCAACACUCCCGAUGAACCUAGGAGACAGCUAUGGCAGUGGUGGCUCGGGGGAGGAGGAUGGGCUGAGAGCAGGGACCAUGGAUGACAAGAGAGUGCGACAUGCCUUCAUCCGCAAGGUCUACACCAUCAUCUCAGUCCAGCUGCUGGUGACCGUGGGCAUCAUUGCCGUGUUCACCUUCGUCUCCCCCGUCCAUGCCUUUGUGCAGAGGAACAUUGCUGUGUAUUACUCCUCUUACGCUGUGUUCCUGGUCAGCUACCUGGUGCUGGCCUGCUGCCCGGGCCCCAGGAGACGCUUCCCCUGGAAUCUCAUCCUGCUGGCCAUCUUUACGCUGGCCAUGGGCUUCAUGACAGGAACCAUCGCCAGCAUAUAUAGCACCCGGGCUGUCCUGAUUACCAUGGUAAUCACUGCUAUAGUGGCCAUAAUUGUCACUGUCUUCUGCUUCCAGACCAAGGUGGAUUUCACCUCGUGUACCGGGCUGUUCUGUGUGCUGGGGAUUGUCGUCAUGGUGACGGGAAUAAUCACCGCCAUCGUCCUCUCCUUCAAAUAUAUUGUGUGGCUCCACAUGCUGUACGCGGCCAUUGGCGCGAUCGUCUUUACCCUGUUCCUAGCUUACAACACCCAGCUCGUGCUGGGGAACAGGAAGAACUCGAUCAGCCCCGAGGAGUACGUCUACGGAGCCCUGGAGAUCUACAUGAACAUCGUCCAGAUCUUCAUCUUCCUACUGCAGAUCGUGGGCCGGAGCUAGAGCCUCCACGGAGCUCCCGGCGGGAAUUGCCCCGGGCCCAGGAGCAGUCCAAGAACACCUUGCCGCCUUCCUUUCCCUUGUCCUUUCCCACUCCCUGCCCCAGCGUGUCUCUCCCAGGCCAAUGGCCUCUGGUUUCCCUUCUCACCUGGGGAGCCCAGCAUGGCUGCUCAUAGAGGGGUGGCAGGCAAGACUGGCCCAUCUGUCCUGCAGAAUAACAAGGCUUUGCCCAGAAAUGAAGCCAGUGUCAGCCGAUUUCUGCCUGCCCUGUUAAUUGUUCCGCUGCCCUCUGUGCUCCCAUGUGACCUCCUGUCUUUCUUUUCUCCCCAUGCUGCCCCCAGGGAUGUGUCAAUGCACCAAGUUCAUCCCCGUAGUAUCCUCUCUUGCAGAGGUGUGUUCCGAUCCCAGAUCCUCUAGGCAUAGCUCCCUGGGAAGUCUGAAAUCCAAGGGCAGCCCCUGCCUGGCUGUGCGGAUCCCCCGGGCCCAUGAUCGUGUUCUUUGCCAAUGGGCUUCCUCCAUUUCAGCUCCCUCCCCUUCUCUUGCCGCGUGCCUACGGGGAGGAACGUUCUUUCACGUCAUCAAAUCCAAAUCCACUCAAAGGAGAGCAGAAAGACAGGGGCAUAAUCCUCGCUCUGCUCUGAACCAAGGUGUGUACGUUCCCCCUCCGCCCUGCAGAGCACCCUCCGGUGGGGAGGAGCAGCGGGGGAUGUAAUCAAUGCACUGAGAUGAUUUUAAAGGGAAGGGGGGACUUGUCGUCUAUAAAUCAGUGCUUUUCAAUUCCAGCAGGGUUUUCACCCUCUCUGUGUCUGUUUCACAGAAUACAGAUCAGCCCAGACUUCAGGGCUAACACUAGUGCUUUGGGGGCAGUUACAUGUCUUAGGCUGGCCUUAUGUUAAGUAUAAAAAAAAAAAAAUCUACUUAGCCCCAGGCUGGGGAGGAGAAACGUACAGAGGCAUGACCCAUGCUAGCCCCCAGAUUUUUGUUGUUUCUAAUUCAAUGUAUUUUAUCCUUGGUAAGCAAAGGUUUUUGUAUCAAGCUGCCACAUUGUAUAUUUGACACGGCUGGAAAGCCAAAGGGCCUUGAGAUAACAUUGUUUGAUGGGGGGAGGCGAAUGGCACAGAAGCGUGCUGUGUAUGUUGCUCAUGCUCUCUAGUAAGAGAGUCGCUUAUUGCAGGAGGAAACAGAACUGGGGCUGCAGGAAGGGGCCUCAGGCAGCAUUGUAAGUCACCACCCCUAAUUCUAGAGGCUGGUAGAGGUGCUGUAAGUGGGGGUGGGAUGGGGCAGAACGCUGCGUUGGAGCACUCUGGCUCCCCCAGGGCAGUGCUGGUGAAGGGGGGGCAGCAGCUGAACCCAGAGCCGGCUCCCAGCGCCUCCUGGGAAGAGCAGGCUCAGAGCAGGGCGGCUGGAUCAGAAUCCCCAGGUGAAUGGCCAAAAGGGCAGGGUGUGGACAGGGGAACUGUGGGUGCAGCCAGCGUUAACCCUUUGUGUUCCUCCCACAACACUAGCAGCUUGGGCCAGCCUUGUUCACUCAGUGCCUUAAAUCCCGAUGUCCCUGGCAGAUGAUUUGAGUUCAGCACAGCACAUGGCUGGGAGUUGCCCCUUUCACGGGCAGCCCUCCUCAGAUCUGUGCUAUGCCUGUCUAGGAAGGGAGAUCUGCCCAUUCUGGCUGCCAGCUUGGAGAGAGAGCUGCUGGUGAGCAGAGCCCAGCUCUGUCCUGGCUGAGGGCGGGGGCAUUGGCCAGCUGGGGUUAGCUUUGCUAUGCAAAGGGCUGCUGGGUGCGCUGCAGAGGUUAGUGGAUUGGCUCAACGGCCCUCUGUGCAGGACAGACCCGAGAGACCCCUUCCCAGGGGCCAUGAGGGGAUGGCCGUAUAGCAUAAGCUGUAUUGUAUUCUAAUGCUGCAGCUAGUGGGAGCAGCGCAGUUGGCUCCUAGCACCAAAGAACACAAACAACUUGCACUCAAUAAAGCAAAAUACUGUGCACUUUUUCAAGCA
This is a messenger RNA of Dermochelys coriacea (leatherback sea turtle), 3141 nucleotides long. RefSeq names its product transmembrane BAX inhibitor motif containing 1 (gene TMBIM1). The record is from RefSeq and is a predicted model, not a curated record. Gene Ontology annotation, cellular component: membrane; Golgi apparatus; endoplasmic reticulum. Gene Ontology annotation, biological process: negative regulation of apoptotic signaling pathway. Lineage: Eukaryota; Metazoa; Chordata; Testudines; Dermochelyidae. The transcript is spliced from 12 exons. Bases 196 to 1152 code for a protein of 318 amino acids.